CUUUUCCGUCUCAAGCCACACACUAAACACACAGGCGCUGUAUGCUCAUCCCAGGACAGCAAAACACCCAGACAGAAAAUAAAGCAAAUUACUGCAGUGCACCAUGGCUCAGGACGGGGUGAUACUGCAGUUCAACUUUCCCACUUUUGGGGACUCCAUGCUUCAAAAGAUGGAUGCUCUUCGUCGAGACAGACGUUUCUGUGAUGUUGUGGUCCGCAUCAAUGACUUGGAAGUGCCUGGACACAAAGUGGUCUUUGCUGCUGGCUCCCCUUUCCUCAGAGACCAGUUUGUCCUUCAGGACUCACAUGAAGUACAGAUAUCUACACAGCAGGAUGCAGAAGUUGGACAGAAGCUUCUUCUGUCCUGCUACACUGGGACACUGGAGUUUCCAGAGCUGGAAUUAGUACACUAUUUAACCGUUGCUAGUUUCCUCCAGAUGGGUCACAUUGUAGAGCAGUGCACCGAAGCUCUAAAUAAAUUCAUAAAACCACACGAGGUCAAAGACGAGCGUGCAUCAUCCCGACAGCCAUCGGACUUCAACGCACAGCGUGGCCAACCAGCUGUGGAGACAGUAUGUGAUGAAGAGGAUGAGGUGGACAAUGAUGCAGAAGAUGACUUUGAUGAUGAUGAUGAUGAUGAUGAUGAUGAUGUGAUCAUACAGCCCAAGUCUCCGCCUGUGUUUAGAAACUCUCAGAGCAACAGCAGAGGAGAGGAAAGUCCCAUUAGCAUCGUUAAGGUAGAGUCAAUAGAUGAGCGAAUGCCUGAUAACUUCCAGAGUCGCUCAAGUCGCUCGCCAACACUGCGCUCACCGGAGCCACAGCACUCCCUGAUAAACUCCACAGUGGAAACCCGACCUGCAGAAAUCGCCAUCAACCCUGCAGCUGAAUAUUCGCUGUCCCCGCCUGGCCCCAGCGGCUCCGGGAAAGGGAAUCUUUGGGGAUGCUCAAGGAAUGCCGAUAAGGGUAUGCAGUGGUACCACCAGUGCCCUAAAUGUGCUCGCGUGUUCCGUCAGCUGGAGAACUACGCCAACCAUCUGAAGAUGCACAAACUGUUUAUGUGCCUCCUGUGCGGAAAAACAUUUACCCAGAAAGGAAACCUGCACCGGCACAUGCGUGUCCACGCCGGCAUCAAACCCUUCCAGUGUAAGAUAUGUGGAAAGACUUUUACUCAGAAGUGCUCGCUGCUGGACCACCUGAACCUUCACAGUGGGGACAAACCACACCGUUGUAAUUACUGCGACAUGGUGUUUGCACAUAAACCAGUUCUCCGUAAACACCUGAAGCAGAUCCAUGGAAAAAACAGUUUUGAUAAUGCCAACGAAGGCAAUUUGCUUGAAGCACUAUAAAUUCAUAUUAACGUCUAAAUAAAUUAUAUUAAUAUACAUGACAGACGUAGACACAAUUUGUCUUAAAGACAAUUCUAUAAAAAAGUGGUUCUCAACCAGGAGGUCAGGGUCCACUUGGCGGCCCCAGAAAAGGCCCGUUCAAUGCAAGGACGAUAAUUAUAACAACAAUGAUAAAAGAUAUAGUUUCAAAAAUCAUUCUAAAUGCAAACAAAUAACAGGCCACACCUCGGAAUCACUUUCAGAUGACACGAUAAAAACAUUGACAGCCCGUUAGAAUGCAUUCAGUUUUAAAGAGCGUGAGCAUUUAAAGCAGUUGAUGACUACUGCACGUGUUUACAAUAAACAGAACAUUAUUGUAUGCUGGUGUGGAUACUGAUAUAGUUAUCAUUACGGUUAUUGUUAUAGUUAUCGGUCUUGGUGUGAAUGGGCUUUAGGUGUUAAAAUAAUUUAAAUGUAGUUAUAUUAAGAUCAAUUGAAAUUCUACAAAACACAAAAAUAAUAAUUUACAUGAAACUAACUCAUUACGUUUUUGAGUUUAUUCAUUUUUAAAGAAAGAAGUACCAGAGGUACGUAAUUUAUAGGUACAUAAAUUCUUGACAAGGGUGGAUUGGUGUCAAAAAGGUUGAGAACCACUGCUGUAAAUUAAUACACUAAAUUACAAGAACUAAAUGAAGUGUCCACUGAUAGAUAAAUGUACAGUCAAAGUCAGGUUUAAUGUCAUUUUGUUUUUUUCAUAUUGCAGGUCAAUGGAGAUGUAUUGAGUUGAUUUUGAAUGCUGCUGUGGCAUCAUUUGGCUGUCAUAUCUUUUGUAAAGAUAAAAAUGUAUUGUUAAAGUAUAUCCAAUCAGACCAUAUUUCAGUUUUGAAUGCUAAUGUAUAACAUCCUCAUUUGAAAACAGCUGUAUUUGAACAUUAUUGCGCAACUCUUGUUCUGUAAUAAAUGUUUCCAUGCUUCCAUCUGUGUAAACAUGCCAGAAUUUGGAGAAAAUUGCUGACACUAAUAAAUAAUUGCAGAUACUGCAUGAAAUGUGCACU
Molecule: messenger RNA, 2379 nt
Organism: Onychostoma macrolepis
Lineage: Eukaryota; Metazoa; Chordata; Actinopteri; Cypriniformes; Cyprinidae
Gene: zbtb26
Product: zinc finger and BTB domain containing 26
Exons: 2
Coding region: 104-1345 (413 amino acids)
Biological process (GO): regulation of transcription by RNA polymerase II
Molecular function (GO): DNA-binding transcription factor activity, RNA polymerase II-specific; RNA polymerase II cis-regulatory region sequence-specific DNA binding; protein binding
Source: RefSeq, a predicted model, not a curated record